This is a messenger RNA of Amphibalanus amphitrite, 2448 nucleotides long. RefSeq lists its product as uncharacterized. The record is from RefSeq and is a predicted model, not a curated record. The coding region runs from base 248 to 2020 and encodes 590 amino acids. NCBI's taxonomy places the organism in Eukaryota, Metazoa, Arthropoda, Thecostraca, Balanomorpha, Balanidae. The transcript is spliced from 12 exons.
CGGCCCGGUCGCCGCAGUGGUUCGCACGGCAGCGCGACGGGAGGUGUGUGGCUCUGAGAUCAGUGGUGAGCGGUGAGCGUGUGUGACACUGUGAGCACAAUCCGGCGACCGUGCGGCUGCGUGACCGCGGGCGGGGGCGCCGGUGGCGGUGGCAGCAUGUGGCUGGGGCUGGCGGCCACCACACUCCUGGCCGUCCUGCACUCAGUCCUGGGCGACUGUUUCUUUCCGUUCGAGUAUCACGGCACCUAUGCGGUGCAGACCGCGCCCAACCAAUACUCCGAGGUACUCAUCGAGAUCAACAGCAUCCUGCCGUACGGCUUCUGCCACAAAAAGGUCGAUGACAAUCUUAUUCUACGGGAUGGGAGUAACGGCUGUCUGCGCUGUUUCCAUAUGGCGGUCCGCUCUGACUAUUCCUGACCCGUCCCGCAGGAGUAACGGCUGUCUGCGCUGUUUCCACAUGGCGGUGCGCUCUGCGAACGUCCUGCAGCUGCACACGCGGGACCCUCAGAGUAGCUGCGCCACCAACCUCAACGACACGUACCGGCUGUGUCCGACGGCCGCCGAGCUCAGCUCCGAGGAGGCGAGGCGCCGCGGCCGCGUCCACGAAAUCAUCAUGUACAAGACGAAGACGCGGACGUCGGAGGAGCAUACGGCGCCGGUUUACUGUCCGAUCAGCGGCCGCUUCUCGUUCACAUACGAGUCGGAGGCGGAGGGCGCCGUCUGCCCGGGCACCAGCUCUCAACUCUCCUCCAACUGUCCGUACGGCUUCGGCCUCCAUCUGCACUUCCGCGGCUGCUCGUUCCAGAAGAACCUCAACGCCACGUACCAGUGUCUGGCAGACUGGGACGACGGCCGCGGCAGCCGCUACCUGACGCUGAUGGACGUGAACGCUGCGGGUACCGGUCGGCCGCGCUACAGAUGCGCUUUAUACCGGGAGGAGGUCGGCACCGGCCGGAUCUUCCUCUCGCUGUCCCCGGACGGCUCGUGUCACGGUCGUCUGCAGAGCGCCACGGACGGCCCCGAGCGGCUGGUGCUGUACGCGGCCCCCUCCCGGCCGUGGCCGCCGGCCGUGCGCCGCGCCACCUGUACCUUCCCGGAGUGGGCGCACGGCCACUGGCAGCACGCGCACAUCUCCGGCAACACGAUCGUCUACAAGGAUGUGGCGAAUUUAGCCAGCUACACAGCGCGCUGCGUCGGCGGCGGCGACGACAAGUUCGUCAUCUACACCCGGUCGCACUGCGGGGAGGAGCAGUACAACUGUAUCUGGCUCAAGGAGCGGGCCGUCAAUGUUAUGGAACUACAGCUCGGUCUUUCACCAAGUCCUCGCAUCUCUAACAGCUUGUGCAGUCCACAUCGGUUUGAGGACUCCGGAUGGAUAACGCAAGGACGCCAGCGUAUAGUCGAGGAAGCCUCGUGUCCCGUGUCGGGAGAGUACGUGGGCACCAUCCCGGCCACCGGCGGUCAGCUGUGCGCCCGGCUCUCCUCCGACUGCCGCCGGCCACAGAACAUGCUCUACACCGUAACCAGCUGCGUCGACAGCACCGACGUCUACGAAGAGCGCCAGUACCGGUGUCUGGGCACCUGGCGCGAGGGGGACGUGCUCUACACGUACACCCAGCGGCUGGACGCGCUCACCUACGAGUGUUUCGCCGGCCGGGUGCUGCCCGACGGCCGGGUGUUUAUUGGGGACGCCAGCACGGAGACGGGCUGUCGGAGACACGUCGACCCGGCCACCAGUGGCAUGCUCAUCAGGAGGACAGCUCCGUGUGUGGGUGAGGACGGCACGGUGGACGACCCUGUACCGACCGACCGGCGACUGCGGCCGUCCACGGACCUGGAGCGACCCUCUGUCAGCGUUACCGGGGCGCCGACAUCCGCGCCCCGACCGCCGCCCACCACCCGGCGCUCCUGGAGACCCAUCACAGCGCGGCCGGACCGGCGCAGUUCAGCCGGCCACCGCCAGGUGUCAGCGCCAGCGCUGGCGGCCCUGGCGGCGGCGCUACUGCUGCUGGCAAUGUGACCCCGCCGGCCGGGCCCGAGGAGAGCGCCCGUAUCCAUGUUCCUCUACAAGUCAGAAGCGCGCGGACCGCUACCCACUGUGAUAUUAUUGUGUGACGUAUCGUAUGUUUAGUUGGACGAUGUGUUUUAUCCAUAAUCGGACGCUGUGCCGUUGUUUGACUGAUGACUGAUUCAGAGUCCCCGCUCUGGACUGAUGGACUGAUGGACUGGAGCCAGGACUCAGCAGGGAGAGGCGGGUCAGGGCUGCCUCCCGGCCCAGCUGCGGUAUAUGAGUGGAUUGCGAGAGAAAGUAGAGUAGCUAUAUCAUGCAUAUUGCAUAUGGACCUCAUAGUAAUUGCAUUGUAUCAAACGAACAUAAACAAUGAACCAGUGUGCUACUGUGUCAUGACAUGCCUGUAUGUAUAUCUGAAAUGCAAGACAUGCAUAAAA